AUAUUUUGCAUUCGGGACGCUGCCGCGUCUCUCAAUAACUAACGGAGUGAUCAUAUUUGUUACAGUAUGAAAACUGGGAUGGUGAUUUGCCUGCUGCGAAAUCGACGCGGAGUACAGGUUUCAGCUGAAUAAAAAAUGCGAGAAAAAGUGAAGGAGAGAAACUAGAAAUUUAGCAGCGGUCGUGCAGUUCACUGACUACUUGAGUCGAAAGUCGAAAGCUGCGUGAACAAUCGUGGCAUGUAUGAACGGGACGUCGUUCGUAGCAAAUGUCUAGUGUCAAAUUAACCAUGCUGAAACGCGUAUUCGAGAUCGUACAGACCAAUUGAAAGUAAUUAAGAAAAGAUGGUGUCAUUAAUAAAAAAGCAACUGUUGAAACAUCUGUCCAGGUUUACCAAGAAUUUGUCGGCAGAUAAAAUAAACUUAAGCACGUUCAAAGGAGAAGGCGAAUUGACAAACUUGGAACUCGAUGAGACGGUCUUAACAGAUUUAUUAGAGUUGCCAUCGUGGCUUAGAUUAACAAGCGCUUGGUGCAAUAAAGUUUCGUUCCGCAUACAAUGGACCAAGCUGAGAAGUGUUCCUAUUUUUUUGAGUUUGGAUGAAGUUCAUAUAGAAGUAGAAACAUGCGAAGACUUAAGGGAUUUAACAUCCCCGCAAGGACUGUCCUCGUAUACAGGACCUGGGAAAUAUUCUUUUAUACAAAAAGUGAUCGAUGGUAUAACAGUGACUGUCAAUACAGUGUCAGUUACGUUUAAGAGCCCUGCGUUUAUUGCUUCAGUUCAGUAUGAAAACUGGGAUGGUGAUUUGCCUGCUGCGAAAUCGACGCGGAGUACAGGUUUCAGCUGA
Ceratina calcarata is the source of this 843-nucleotide messenger RNA. Its product is annotated as UHRF1-binding protein 1-like. Bases 343 to 843 code for a protein of 166 amino acids. The transcript has 4 exons. Lineage: Eukaryota; Metazoa; Arthropoda; Insecta; Hymenoptera; Apidae. The record is from RefSeq and is a predicted model, not a curated record.